This is a messenger RNA of Phyllotreta striolata, 269 nucleotides long. The record is from the annotation of a GenBank genome assembly. NCBI's taxonomy places the organism in Eukaryota, Metazoa, Arthropoda, Insecta, Coleoptera, Chrysomelidae.
GCAGAAAUUGGUUAAGUAGGUAUAUGAAUGAUAAAAUGAAUUUUCUACAAUAUUUUUUCGUUUUUUUUGUUUUAAUUGCAGCAUUCGUCAAUACGAUUGAGGGAGCUGAAAAAUACAAACGUGAUUGCAGAAAAUAUUAUGAAUGCGGCACAAGUGGUUGUUACAUAAAAACAUGCGGACCGGGAACUGAAUUUAAUCCGGAUAUAGGGACCUGUGAUUAUCCAAAACCCAAUAGACACCCUACAGAUUGUCUGAGAUUUUUUGAAUAG